UAUAUCCUUCUGUAAUUGUCGACAUUUUUUGAAGUAAGCUUAAAAUCUAUACUUGGGGGAAAAUAAUGCUUCAUCCAUUUUUUUUAAAGGUACUUCUUCAUGCACAUUGCCAGGAUGGUGUCCACAAUAGCCAGGAGACCAGGAGUAACUUAAAGGAAAGGUUUACUUAAAGAUAGUGUGAACAAGAGAUGUUCUUUCCUCAAAAAAAUCCCACCACAUUCUUUCACUGUACAUUUGAGUUGUAAAGAUUUUGUCCAAAAGCUCCUAAUUUUUCCCAGUGUUACAGAAAAAAAGCACCAAUUCAUUCACCUGGAGCCAGUUUCAAGGAACUCUGGUUUCAUGGCUGGCCCGCAGAGCAGCUGGUGGAACAGCAAGGCAAGUGUCAGAAAGCGCAGAACUCUGCUUAUUUCAGGCCUUCCAGAAAGGCUCUCCCUUCCCAAAUCCCUUCCUCUCAGCUGGGAGGGCUGGAGAAGAUUCAGGUGUCUCCAGUGUGGAGAGGGCGGGAUCAUGUCCUGCUUCCUGCUAUAAAAGCACAGAGCAGCACACCCCUCUGCUGGCUGAUUUGGUGGUGUCUUCGGUCAUGGCGUGCAGGCAGAGAGGAGACAGUGGGAGACCCUCAAGCUGGUUCACUGCAGACUGGAGCACCUACAGGUCAUUUCCUCUAUUCUUCGCCCUUUUGACUUCGGUGAACUCAAUACGUGUUAAUCAGUUGGUGGAUCCUUCCUUCCCAGGUACUGUCACUUGCUAUGAAAAUAGAAUGAUAGUGCAGUUUCAAAGCAUUCUUGCCAACAAGAUACAGCACGCAUCUGUGGUGGAUCCCCUUGGUCUUGAAAUGCUGAACUGCACUUAUGUUCUGGACCCAGAAAAGCUCACCCUGAAGGCCCCAUAUGAAACCUGUACCAAAAGAGUACUUGGCCAGCAUCAGAUGACCAUCAGACUCAUGGACGACAAUGCUGCUUUAAGACCAGAGGCUUUCAUGUAUGACAUCAGCUGUCCAGUUAUGCAAGCAGAAAGCCAUGAGCAGCAUUCGGGAUCCACAGUCUGCUUGAAGGAUUUCAUGUCUUUUACCUUUCACUUUUUUCCUGGUAUGGCUGACGAAAGUGCGGAUCCCAAACCUCAGAUGGGAUGGACCUUUGCAGUUGGUGAUGGUGAAAGAGCCCAAACUCUGACCCUUCAGGAGGCUAUGACACAAGGCUAUAAUCUCCUGAUUGACAACCAGAAGAUAAGCGUCCAAGUGUCAUUCCAUGCCACUGGAGUGACUCACUACUCGCAAGGUAACAGCCACCUCUACAUGGUGCCUCUGAAGCUUACGCAUGUAUCUCCUGGGCAGACGAUCGUCUUAUCAUCACGACUCAUUUGUGUGUCAGAUCCUGUGACUUGUAAUGCUACACACAUGACUCUCACCAUACCAGAGUUUCCUGGGAAGUUGAAAUCCAUGAGCUUUGAAAAUAGGAACAUUGCUGUGAGCCAGCUGCACAACAGUGGGGUUGAUAUGGAAACAACAAAUGGCUUGAGGUUGCAUUUCAGCAAAACUCUCCUCAAAACAAGAUUCUCUGAAAAAUGCCUACCCUAUCAGUUCUACUUAUCGUCACUCAAGCUGACCUUUUACAUUCAACUGGAGAUGGUAUCCAUGGUGAUUUAUCCAGAGUGUCUCUGUGAGUCGACAGUUUCUAUCGUUUCAGGGGAGCUGUGUACUCAGGAUGGGUUUAUGGACGUUGAGGUCUACAGCCAUCAAACAAAACCGGCUCUCAACUUGGAUACCCUCAGGGUGGGAGACUCAUCCUGCCAGCCAAUCUUUAAAGCUCCAUCUCAGGGGCUGGUGCGGUUUCACAUACCCCUGAAUGGAUGUGGAACAAGACAUAAGUUCAAGAAUGACAAAGUCAUCUAUGAAAAUGAAAUCCAUGCUUUCUGGGCAGAUCUUCCUCCGAGCACAGUUUCCAGAGAUAGUGAGUUCAGAAUGACGGUGAGGUGCUAUUACAGCAGCAGUAACAUGCUAAUAAAUACCAGUGUUGAAAGCCUUCCUCCUCCAAUGGCCUCAGUGAAGCCGGGUCCACUUGCCUUGACCCUGCAAACCUACCCAGAUAACUCCUACCUGCAACCAUAUGGGGACAAGGAGUACCCUGUGGUGAGAUACCUCCGCCAACCGAUUUACCUAGAAGUGAGAGUCAUAAACAGGACCGACCCCAACAUCAAGCUGGUCUUAGAUCACUGCUGGGCAACAUCCACCAUGGACCCAGCCUCUCUCCCUCAGUGGAAUAUUGUCGUGGAUGGCUGUGAAUACAACCUGGACAACCACAGAACCACCUUCCAUCCGGUUGGCUCCUCCGUGACCUAUCCUAAUCACUAUCAGAGGUUUGAUGUGAAGACCUUUGCCUUUGUGUCAGGGGCCCAAGGGUUCUCUCACUUGGUCUACUUCCACUGCAGUGCGUUAAUCUGCAAUCAACUCUCUCCUGACUUCCCUCUGUGUUCUGUGACUUGCCCUGUGUCAUCCAGAAGCAGGCGAGCCACAGGAGCCACUGAGGAAGAAAAAAUGAUAGUGAGUCUCCCGGGUCCCAUCCUCCUGUUGUCAGACAGCUCUUCACUCAGAGACGCUGUGGACUCUAAAGGGCAUGAGACUGCUGGAUAUGUUGCUUUUAAAACUAUGGUUGCUGUGGUUGCCUCAGCAGGCAUUGUGGCAACUCUAAGCCUCAUCAGCUACCUGCGCAAGAAAAGAACCAUAAUGCUAAGUCACUAGUUGGAUUUUCA
This is a messenger RNA of Balaenoptera musculus (blue whale), 2745 nucleotides long. It is a transcript of the gene ZP2, whose product is annotated as zona pellucida glycoprotein 2. The transcript is spliced from 18 exons. Gene Ontology annotation, biological process: prevention of polyspermy; binding of sperm to zona pellucida. Gene Ontology annotation, molecular function: structural constituent of egg coat; acrosin binding. Gene Ontology annotation, cellular component: egg coat. The record is from RefSeq and is a predicted model, not a curated record. Lineage: Eukaryota; Metazoa; Chordata; Mammalia; Artiodactyla; Balaenopteridae. Bases 581 to 2734 code for a protein of 717 amino acids.